Trematosphaeria pertusa is the source of this 974-nucleotide messenger RNA. Its product is annotated as NAD(P)-binding protein. The transcript has 4 exons. Gene Ontology annotation, cellular component: intracellular anatomical structure. Gene Ontology annotation, molecular function: oxidoreductase activity, acting on NAD(P)H, oxygen as acceptor. The record is from RefSeq and is a predicted model, not a curated record. Lineage: Eukaryota; Fungi; Ascomycota; Dothideomycetes; Pleosporales; Trematosphaeriaceae. The coding region runs from base 116 to 844 and encodes 242 amino acids.
CGCCCGACCUCCAACACGAACCUCCAUUCGCAUACGGACAAUUCACCAACGCAGGGGCCAAUUCCCCCACCCAAAACGGUGACCUCCUAGUUUCACAUCCCACACACAUCGCAAAAUGUCCGUGUUUCGCGCCGGCGCCCGCGCGCUCAUCACAGGCGGCGCGUCCGGCAUCGGGCUCGCGGUCGCGGAGCUGUGCCUUGGCCGCGGCAUGCGUGUCGCCGUCGUCGACUUCAACGAGCAGACUCUAGAUCUUGCGAAGAAGAAUUUGAGUGCCAAGGGGGAAGUGCAGUGCGUAAAGGCGGAUAUCCUCUCCACGAACCUCUACGGCGUCCUCCACGGGCUCAACACCUACAUCCCGUCCUUCCAAUCGCGCGCCCCCAGCGCGCCCCCCGCCGCCAUCGUCAUCACAGGCAGCAAGCAAGGCAUCACCAACCCGCCGGGCAACCCUGCCUACAACGCCAGCAAAGCGGCCGUCAAGACACUAGCGGAGCAUCUGAGCUGGGACCUGCGCGAGAAGGAGAACGUUGGCGUGCAUUUGUUGGUGCCGGGGUGGACGUUUACGGGGCUGUCCGGCAACACGCCCGGCUCCUCAGCCUCCAAACCCGCCGGCGCCUGGACCCCCGCCCAAGUAACAGCCUACAUGCAGCAAAAGAUGGAAGCCGGCAAGUUCUACAUCAUCUGCCCGGACAACGACGUCUCGGCGCAGACCGACAAGAAGCGCAUGCUGUGGAGCGUGGGGGACAUCGUCAAGGAGCGGCCGCCGCUGACGCGGUGGAGGGAGGAGUAUAAGCGCGAGGCGGAGGAGUGGAUGGCGGGGGUGGAGGAUGUGGAGAAGGUGUUGUGAGAACCUCUUGCGGUAGGGAAUUCUCCAGAUCUAAGGGCUCGCCGGAUAAGAAAGUAAAAUUAGCUUGUGUAUUGUACGCACCUACGGAGGCCUCUAAGGUAGCUAUUGCGCACGUCGAUCUAUCCGGAAA